CCUCUCCUUUCAGUCGUCUGCGAGCGAUGGUGGUGUCGGUGUCGGCAGAAACCGCCUAGAAUAGCGUUCUCGUCGCGUGCGUUCGGCAUCUCAACUUCUUCGCCAGAACAAUCGAAAGAAAAAAUCCCACGAUGAACACCGCGUCGGUGGCGACUCUGUUUGUGUGUUGGUGUGUGCUGAUGGUGUCCGCGAAAAGCGCCGAAACGUCGGGCCGGCCCAAAAGGACGGCCACGCCGGCCAGCUGCGAAAACGUCAAGGAAUUUUUUCUGACCAGGAACCUGACCGUGCCGACGCUGGGGAAGAAAGGCAGUGUAUGUGGUGGCGAGUGUUGUGUGGACGAAGCCGAAGAUUUAUUAAGGAAGCAAGGACAAAAGGACUUCGCCACGCUGCUCCGCCACAAUUCCAGGUCUUUGCAGGGACUGCUCAGUUUCACGGCGGCCAGCCUGCAAAAUCACGUUUCCGAGCUGUCGCGCCAAUCCGAGAACAAGACCCUCCUUCUGUUCACGCAGGUGUACAAGGGGAUGGCGGUGCUCUCCAAAGACCCCAUCGCCAAACUCUACUCCGACAUACGCAGCUACAUUUUGGUGAACUCCACUAAAACCGAUUUGGCAGCCACUAGUAUAGACAUUAAGGGUACCGUGUCCCAUUUUUUCACGAACUUCUUUCCCUUGGUGUACCACCAUAUUCUUCACAUUAACGGCAGCCAGGACUUCGCGAGUGAUUACAAAGAGUGUCUGAAGAAGAGCACCGAAACGAUUUCGCCCUUUGGGGACAUCCCCAAACAAAUCUCUCAGUCUUUGUCGAAGAGCCUAGAAGCCACGAGGCUUCUCCUUCAGGCUUUCGCGAUAGGAAGGGAGGUUUUGAACACCACGGACCGGCUCCUGGUGGACGAAAGUGGCAAAAGCAACGCUGAGUGCCACCAAGCUCUCCUGAAGAUGCACCACUGCCCCAAGUGUCUCGGAAUGGGGAAAAACAUCAGACCGUGUUCGGGGUACUGUUUAAACGUGCUCAGAGGCUGCUUGACGAAGUACGUAGCCGAGUUGGACUCACCUUGGAACGGAUACGUCGAGGGCAUCGAGGGUUUGAUUAAUGCCAUGAAGAAGAACCGAGAGGAUGCGGGUGUGAAUGCGGAUUUGGCGAUCAGAUCGCUGGAUUCGAAGAUAUCGGAGGCGAUUAUGCGGGCGAUGCAGAAAAUGAAGGACAUAGAUAUGAAGGUCCAGCGCCUCUGCGGCCGGCCCACCUUCACCAACAGGACGGCCGACCCCCUCAUGAUGGAGCUGCACAUGCCGCCGCUGGCCACCGCCAAGCCGCGGGCCGCCGGACAGCGCAUCUCGGGCUCCUCGCCGGAGACGCACCUCCUCCACUUCCUCACUUCCAUUUCGAAGACGAGGGGGUUUUACGGUAAUCUGGCGGAUACUCUGUGCCAGGACGAGAGCUUCGCCGAGGCGAAGGAUCAGCACUGCUGGAACGGAGAGAGGAUUGCGGAGUACACCAAAAUGGUGGUGGAUGUUGGCCUUGACAUGCAAAAGUACAACCCCGAAGUGAAACCGAUGACGAAUCUGCAGAACGUUGAUCCUCGCGUCGCCGAUCUCGUUGACAAAUUGCGACAUGUUCAUCAUAUGGCUAUGUCGUCAAUAGGUUCCACUGGCGCUGAGGUGGACUACAUGCAACGCGACGGUUUCGAAGGUUCCGGUUCUGGAAACGGCCCAGACGAUGACAACGACGACGAAUACAACCCCACCGGAUCCGGUUCAGGCACCGGUGCAAUACCUGAAGAAGAGCCCCGAAAUAUUAACAACGUGCACGCAUCCCCAGGUCCCAAGAACACAGACUCCUCCUCCAAGAACAAGCAAUCAACGACCACCACUGCCGGAGACGCGUCGACUCUUCAGUCCUCUAUAUUCUUGUCCCUUGCUCUCCUCCUACUCGCAAGACUACAUUAGAGACUUUAACGAGAACGACUAGACUUUAAAGUGAGAUUUUUGUUCUGAGGAAAGUGUAGAAGAGGAAGAUGUUUCUAUAUUGUUGUUGACGUUUGACGGAUUGAAUAGGCCUGGAUUUAUAUUUACAAAGAGAAACCGGAGGCAGAUUUAAGAAUUGGCUGUUUAUAAAUCUAAAUAUUUAUUGUAUGUAAUAGGACAUUUAGACGCGAUCUAUAAAUGUAAAAACGUGUUUAGGAGCCCCAUCCGAUUUCCCCAUCAUUGUAAAUAGCUGAUUGUUAGCGUAAAUGAUGAGACUGUAUGUAGGUGUUUAGGAUUUUAUUUUUUAUCGAGUUGCCAAUCUAGAAUAACGCUUCCUUGCCUCUGAGGCAGAUUCGUUUCAUAGUUGGCCGAAUUAUCCAAAACCGCCAGAUUUCUUCUCCUGGACUGAUGCAUCUAGUCUGAAUGCCAUAAUAAUUUUAGUUUCUCGCCUCGCGGAAUGUGGCGCUUGCGAGACGACGUGGAAUCGACGUCUCGGCAACGUCGCAUGCUUGUGUGAGGUCUAGGCGCUCAAGACGCUUCAUCGCGGCAACUAUGAAACGAAACCUUACACUAUAGUUGUUUUGGUCCUUGGUUCGGACGAAAAUUUUGAUUGACAGUCAAUUGUUUGAUUCUUUUGAUUGUUGAUGUAUUUUAAAAAUACAAAUGUCUUUCCAAUUGGGUAGUUACAAAGUAAAGUGUGGAGCUUUAUUUUGUGGUUAGUUAUUUGUGUGCAGAACAAACCGUGGAAAACUAAAAGUAUGGAAGAGCGUGGUUGUGUGUAGAUAUGUAGUUUUAUAGGAAUAUUUGUAUUCUUUAAAUUAUUUUGAGAAUUGUCUGUGAUUGAACUAUUUUAUUAUUUAAUUAAUUGUAAAAUUUAAUGAACUCAAAUUAUUUACGCGACUACGAAAUUUAAAAGAAAGUGUCUGUUUUUAUAAAACAGAGUGAUUGGCUCUUAAUCUUUGUACAGUGAAAAGUUGAAUUAUGGCGAAAGUAUAUAAGCUAGUUAUCGAAAAGUUAUACAUGUAGGAUUCUUAAUAUGUUAUCGCUGGAAAUCUCGGCGGAUAAUGUGUAGAUAGAAGCUAUAAUAUUAGAAGAUAAUCAAGUUUUUUCAUUUUUUAAGUGUUUUUAUUAAUUUUGCUUUCUGCCGUCACCUUUCGUAAUAUUUUUGCAUAUCAUAUUUAAGCAAUAAGUCCGACGGAUCCGUAUUUAAAAAUAUUUAAAUUUUAUGCUCACUAACAAAAAUUUCGCAUCGAAAUUCGAUUAACUACUAGUCUUAGAAUUAUGUUUAAAUCUGCAAUUUUUAUUUAUAAUUAUUUGUAUUAUACGCCUCUAUUUUGGUAGAAUAAAUUCAUAGCUGCCUUUUUU
Messenger RNA from Zophobas morio, 3326 nucleotides. RefSeq names its product division abnormally delayed (gene dally). The coding region runs from base 132 to 1943 and encodes 603 amino acids. Gene Ontology annotation, biological process: regulation of protein localization to membrane; positive regulation of canonical Wnt signaling pathway; cell migration. NCBI's taxonomy places the organism in Eukaryota, Metazoa, Arthropoda, Insecta, Coleoptera, Tenebrionidae. Gene Ontology annotation, cellular component: extracellular region; plasma membrane; cell surface. The transcript has 7 exons. The record is from RefSeq and is a predicted model, not a curated record.